This is a messenger RNA of Ilex paraguariensis (yerba mate), 237 nucleotides long. Lineage: Eukaryota; Viridiplantae; Streptophyta; Magnoliopsida; Aquifoliales; Aquifoliaceae. The record is from the annotation of a GenBank genome assembly.
AUGUUUGUGGUCAUGAAGUAUAUCGAACCAUCACUGCCACCACCAACUCCGACGACACACUCCAACCCAUCUCUCCGAACCCCAAAUGUUUGUGGUAUUGGCAACAGCUAUUGUAUCCCUUCGCUGUAUGCAGCAGUUGGGAGUGUUUGCUUUGUGAAGGAAAACACAAGCUUCACCAUGAGUUUGAAGUUGGUAUUGUUGAAUGUAGUGUUGGUGGUGUAUUGGUGUGGUUAUUGA